UCCUAUUUAUAUUCCGUUUCCACGCGUGAGCCGCUUGUUGUGCAACAACUGCACUAUACUCGAUCGAAAACGGACCCAUCUCUCUCUCUCUCUCCUCUGAAACAAGGGCAGAUCACACUCGCAAAUCCUUCUCUCUGAAACUCUACCUUCUCUCUCCUGAAAAUUUCCUUAUACUCUCUCUCUCUCUCUCUCCAUCUAUCUAUCUUUCUUUCUAUCGGAUUUAUGCGCUGUUUUUUCACGACUUUUAGCCAGUUGUUUUGUUUUCAUGGAAGAAUCAGAGCAUGCCUCCUAAUUAAUUAGAGGCUGAAUGCGUGAUUAGGAGUAGGGCAUGGUCAUGGGAGCCGCUGGUUCGAAGCUUGAGAAGGCCUUGGGUGACCAAUUCCCUGAAGGCGAGCGUUACUUUGGUCUAGAGAACUUUGGUAAUACCUGCUACUGCAACAGCGUUUUACAGGCCCUUUAUUUCUGUGUCCCUUUUCGUGAGCAGUUGUUAGAAUACUACGGUAAUAACAAGACUCAGGGAGAUGCAGAUGAUAACCUUCUGACUUGCCUGGCUGAACUUUUCUCUCAGAUAUGCUCACAGAAGAAGAAAACGGGUGUUAUUGCACCAAAGCGUUUUGUCCAGAGAGUGAAGAAACAGAACGAGCUUUUUCGCAGUUACAUGCAUCAGGAUGCACAUGAAUUCCUGAAUUUUCUAUUGAACGAGCUGGUUGAUAUUUUGGAAAAAGAAUCUAAUGCUGCAAAAGCUUCUCCAGAAACUUCAUCACCAUCUGAAAAAACUGCCAAUGGGCCCCGUAGUCUUCAACCUAAUGGUGUCCAGAAAGAACCUCUGGUCACCUGGGUUCAUAAGAAUUUUCAGGGUAUACUGACUAAUGAAACGCGAUGCUUGAGAUGUGAGACUGUGACCGCAAGAGAUGAGACGUUUCUCGACCUGAGUCUUGACAUUGAACAGAAUAGUUCCAUUACAAGCUGUCUUCGAAACUUCAGCUCUACUGAGACAUUGAACGCGGAAGACAAAUUCUUCUGUGACAAGUGUUGCAGCCUACAGGAAGCUCAGAAAAGAAUGAAGAUAAAGAAGCCACCUCAUAUCCUUGUUAUCCACCUUAAGCGCUUCAAAUACAUUGAGCAGCUUGGGCGAUACAAGAAGCUUUCUUAUCGUGUUGUCUUCCCAUUAGAGCUCAAGCUUAGCAACACAGUCGAGGAUGCAGAUUCAGAAUACUCUCUAUUCGCUGUGGUGGUCCAUGUGGGUUCAGGCCCCAACCAUGGUCACUAUGUGAGCCUUGUGAAGAGCCAUAACCACUGGCUGUUUUUUGAUGAUGAAAAUGUGGAAAUGAUUGAUGAAUCAGCUGUGCAGACCUUCUUUGGGUCUGCGCAGGAGUACUCAAGCAACACUGAUCAUGGGUAUAUCCUCUUCUACGAGAGCCUCAAGUGAGAGAAUGUUAUCAUGUGAGGAGCCUCAAGGGAGAACGGAAGAGUAUGCUGAUUUUCCUCCAGUGAGAGAGAAGCAUGUUGAUUUUUUUUAUGGUUUCGGGUAUUUGUUCUGUUCCGUGGUAUGAUCUCAACUCUCCCAAUUUAUGUCUACUUGGCACGGGGCAGUGGCUAUGGUUCCUCUAAUUUUUCAAGUGUUUAGAAGAGAACUCGGGGAAAAUUUGGUUUUUUUGUUGGUCAUUUUCUUUGAUUUUUCCUUUUACAAUAUAUUCUCGAGUACAUGCACAGAUGGGGGUGCCUAUUUGAGUGCCAUGGAUGUGAAGUAUCAUUGCAAUGUUGCCAUGUACAGUGGACAGUUGAAGCACACUGUCCUUUGUUCAAUAAGGAGUGUAAAUUGAGGUUAGAGACAUUGUAUUUUUCUCUGAUGGGACGUAUUUUAUUUUGUCAUAGAAAUGCAAUUUGUUCCAGCAACUUCAUGUUUUAUUUU
Messenger RNA from Amborella trichopoda, 1912 nucleotides. RefSeq names its product ubiquitin carboxyl-terminal hydrolase 3. The record is from RefSeq and is a predicted model, not a curated record. Gene Ontology annotation, cellular component: cytosol; nucleus. Lineage: Eukaryota; Viridiplantae; Streptophyta; Magnoliopsida; Amborellales; Amborellaceae. Gene Ontology annotation, biological process: protein deubiquitination. Gene Ontology annotation, molecular function: cysteine-type deubiquitinase activity.